This is a messenger RNA of Ipomoea triloba (trilobed morning glory), 1823 nucleotides long. Its product is annotated as protein DETOXIFICATION 35. Gene Ontology annotation, molecular function: xenobiotic transmembrane transporter activity; antiporter activity. The transcript has 7 exons. The record is from RefSeq and is a predicted model, not a curated record. The coding region runs from base 145 to 1659 and encodes 504 amino acids. Gene Ontology annotation, biological process: xenobiotic detoxification by transmembrane export across the plasma membrane. Gene Ontology annotation, cellular component: membrane. NCBI's taxonomy places the organism in Eukaryota, Viridiplantae, Streptophyta, Magnoliopsida, Solanales, Convolvulaceae.
CCGCGAAAGUCGUAAGUCGUAACUAACUUGCACGAAAUGGUACGAGGGCAAAAACCCUCGGAGCACUGAAGCGACACCAUUUUCUCCGGCGAAAAGCUUCCCCUUUCACUUACCGACGUUCAUUUCCGCUGAGAAUAACGGAGAAUGGAGGCGCCGUUGCUCAACGGCUUCUCCAGCGACCGGAGCCACCGCCUGUACGCGGAUGACGGUGACUACCGCCCCGCCAGAGGGCUGAGGACGUGGUGGGAGGUUUUCUGCAUCGAAACGGUUAAGCUUUGGAUAAUCGGCGGCCCUAUUGCGUUCAACAUCAUUUGCCAGUACGGCACGAACUCCGCUACGAAUAUUUUCGUCGGCCAUCUCGGCAAUAUUGAGCUCUCAUCUAUCUCCAUCGCUCAGUCGGUUAUCGGCACUUUCUCCUUUGGCUUUAUGCUUGGAAUGGGGAGUGCAUUGGAGACGCUGUGUGGACAGGCAUUUGGAGCAGGGCAAGUUCAUAUGCUAGGGAUUUAUAUGCAACGCUCAAUUGUUAUUCUCUUUGUAACUUGUAUUAUUCUUUUGCCUAUUUACUUGUUUGCAACUCCAUUGCUUAAGUUGCUUGGGCAAGAAGAUGAAAUUGCUGUUUUAGCUGGGGAGUAUGCCAUCCUAAUCAUCCCUCAGCUAUUUUCCCUUUCUGUCACUUUUCCCACCCAAAAGUUUCUUCAGGCACAGAGUAAGGUGAAUGUGCUUGCCUGGAUUGGAUUCUUGGUGCUGCUCCUUAAUGUUCUUUUACUUUGGGUAUUCGUUUGUUUGUUCAGCUGGGGUACGACUGGCGCUGCCUUGGCGUUUGAUCUUUCGAAUUGGGUCAUCGCGAUAGCCCAAUUUGUGUAUGUUGUUAGGUGGUGUAAGGAUGGGUGGAAGGGGUUGUCUUGGACUGCUUUGAAUGAUAUUUGGGCAUUUGUUAGGCUCUCUCUUGCUUCUGCAAUUAUGCUCUGCCUUGAGAUUUGGUAUAUGAUGAGCAUUAUCAUCCUUACUGGCCAUCUUGACAAUGCUGUGAUUGCAGUUGGCUCCCUUUCUAUUUGCAUGAACGUUAAUGGUUGGGAAGCCAUGUUGUUCAUUGGAAUCAAUGCUGCCAUUAGUGUUCGAGUCUCAAACGAGCUUGGCCUAGGGCAUCCAAGAGCAACCAAAUAUUCAGUCUAUGUCACAGUUUUUCAGUCUCUCCUAAUUGGUAUACUUUGCACGGUUAUUGUACUGGCCACUCGAAACCAUAUGGCCAUCAUAUUCACAGAUAGCAAGGAAAUGCAGCAAGCAGUUGCCAAACUUGCAGGCCUGCUGGGAAUAACAAUGGUUCUCAACAGUGUCCAGCCUGUUAUUUCAGGUGUUGCAGUGGGAGGAGGAUGGCAAGCUCUAGUGGCUUACAUAAACUUGGGCUCAUAUUACAUAUUUGGUCUUCCUCUUGGAUUUGUUCUUGGAUAUGUGGCUAAUCUAGGAGUCACGGGACUUUGGGCAGGGAUGAUAGCAGGGGCUGGUAUGCAGACUUUGCUACUACUGAUUGUUCUUUACAAAACCAAUUGGACUAAUGAGGUUAAGCAGACGACAGAACGCAUGAAGAAAUGGGGAGGACAAGACAUUAACGUCGGUGAGAAAUCACCUGAUCAUCUUGCAUCAUGCAACAAUGAACCUUAAACGUCAUAACUUGUAAGCUCAAUACAAUAGUUCAGUUGUUUUUUGAUCCAUUUUACCUUGUGUUCGGGUGUAACAUAAACAUGAAGUUUGUAGAAAGUUUUGUGAUUUUGUCAAAAAUGUUAGUCUGCACUAAAUGUGUUGAAAAUAGUAUUGAGCAGAACGAA